AUGAAAAAUUUUGUUAUUGGUUCAGGAGUUAUUUCAUUCAAGUAUAAACAUGGUGUUAUAACAUGUACAGAUACACAGGCUUCUUAUGGUAAUCUAUGUAAGUUUAAUAAUGUUAGCCGUAUUUUUAAGCUAUCUGAUACUACACUUAUGUCUCUAUCAGGAGAGUUAAGUGACAUACAGUAUUUAGUUUCAACCAUUAAAAAGGAGAGUGAAACAGAUCCUGUAAAAAUGUCUACAAAAGGAUAUUCUAAUCUAGUUCAAAGUAUAUUAUACAAUAAAAGAAGUAAAGUUGAACCACUAAACGUUUCAGUUAGUGUAGUGGGUGUAGAUAAGGAGCCAUAUGUGUCUUGUAUUAAUCAUCUUGGCAAUUUUUAUACAGAUGAUAUUGUUUGUACUGGGUUAGCAAAUAUGAUAGCUCUUCCAUUUUUGCGAUCUCAUAAUGUUACUGAGUUGGAACGCGAUAAAGCAGUUGAUUUAAUGGAGGAAACCAUGGCUCUUAUGUCUUACAGAAGUGCAAGAAGUUGCAAUAGAAUACAGAUAGCAAUAGCAGAACAAAAUUUUAUAAGUCUCCUUGAGCCACAUGUUGCUAAAACAAAUUGGAGAAUGGGACAUAAUGAAAAUGAACAUAUUUUAUAA
Messenger RNA from Vairimorpha ceranae, 636 nucleotides. Its product is annotated as proteasome type-4 subunit beta. NCBI's taxonomy places the organism in Eukaryota, Fungi, Microsporidia, Nosematidae. The record is from RefSeq and is a predicted model, not a curated record. The transcript has a single exon. Gene Ontology annotation, cellular component: proteasome core complex. The coding region runs from base 1 to 636 and encodes 211 amino acids.